GUUGCCAAGGUGCACGGCGUAAUGUUACGUCGUGCACUUUCGAUGGUUUCGUGUGAUUUUCUGUGAGAAGUAAUGAAGAACGGCCCGAUGUUAAUUCGGAAAAUCUGUUGACCGGCGUGAAACGUCUCCCGGCGAAACCAACGCGAUGCGACGCGACGCGACGGACACUUAACAACUCUGUUGAAAUGUGGCUGAGAAGCGAACGGAUUAGUAGGAGAUUGCGUGGCCGUUUAAGUUUGAGUGGUGUAACGGUGUCGAAGGCAACCAGUCACCGAGCACAAGUAGCAGCAAGAAAAGUACAACAUAUUGGUAACAGUAGUAGAGUAAUAACAUCAAGUAAAUGCAGCCGAUUAAGUCAAUGGCGACGUAGAUCAUCCAGUUUUCUAAAAGAAGCUUGUAAAGAAAAUAUUUUACACUUUGCCAAAUCCACACCUAUUAGACGGGAAAGAGGACCUCGCAGAAGAAAAUGCAUAAAACGUUCGAUGGUUACAUCGACUCCCUUGCAUCGUACUCCACAAAUAGACCCAGUUAUAUCUGCUAAAACUGCAUCGCCAUCUAAAGUUUCGAAGGAAUCCAAGGAAAAUUGGAAUGGUGGAUCUGCUCUGCCUCUUUGCUCGUCAGUAACUAAUACAGAUUCGCGUGGUUCGAUGAUACCGCCAGUACAUGACUUGAAAUCUUCCAUACCCAGUAUAUCUUCACUGUCGUGUCUAAUGCCUCCAGUAUCUCUAGAAUCGCAGUCAGAUCUCACGUGCUUGCUUGAUGAUGAAGGAAACAAGAAUAAUGAUACUACAGUACCAUCGUCGUUACCCUACUCUUCCUUAUAUGCGCAUGCCGAAACUACGUCUGCGGAAUACUACAGUUUGAUGCACUCGACAUCGAUAUAUAACGUCCGUACCGCGUACAACUCGUCCGACAAAUACUUCCCGAACGGCGGAAAAUAUUCGCUAAUCGAUAACAAUGAAAACCGCAGUGAUCUCCCAAAAGAUCAAUAUGCUAUUGAAACAGACCCAACAAAAUAUGAAACAACUGCUGGAUAUCCCAGUACAAAAUACAGUAUACCAGCAAGUAUGUACAAUAUAAAUCCUCAUCAUCCAUCCGAUACGAACGGCAAUCUUAGUGACAAAUAUGAUUCUGAGGACGUCGACAGUCGUUAUCACGAGGUUGAAUACAUGGAGGUGGGAAGCGAGGAGAUAGUAGAAUCUUGCGAUGUAGAAAACAUGGUUACUCAAGUUCAGGAAGACUGGGAGCCGUUCGAUCCUUAUGUCUUCAUCAAGCAUCUGCCGCCUCUUACGCCGGCGAUGAGAGCAAGAUGCCCGGCCCUGCCGCUCAAAACACGAAGCAGCCCGGAAUUUAGUCUAGUUCUGGACUUGGAUGAGACCUUGGUUCACUGCAGUUUGCAAGAACUAUCUGAUGCGGCGUUUCGUUUCCCAGUAGUCUUUCAGGACGUAACAUAUACAGUAUUCGUUAGAACACGACCGUAUUUCCGCGAGUUCCUCGAACACGUUUCAUCACUAUAUGAAGUGAUCCUGUUUACAGCGAGCAAACGGGUGUAUGCUAAUAAACUAAUGAAUCUGCUAGAUCCAACGCGGAAGCUGAUCAAAUAUCGCCUGUUCAGGGAACAUUGUGUUUGCGUUAAUGGGAAUUACAUAAAAGAUUUAUCGAUUUUAGGCAGGGAUCUAUCUAAAACCGUGAUUAUCGACAACAGUCCACAAGCAUUUGGAUAUCAGCUAGAAAAUGGUAUACCUAUAGAAAGUUGGUUUGCCGAUCGUUCGGAUAAUGAACUAAUGAAGUUAUUACCGUUUUUAGAAAAUCUGGUAAACUGGGGAGGUGAUGUAAGGCCGCGCAUUAGAGAACAGUUUCGAUUAUUCAGCUUUCUACCACCGGAUUAAUUUAAAUAGUAUGCACAAAAUUUAUGGUUGCUGAAGUAUCUCGCGACCGACAAAAAAAAGGAAAAUACAAAAUAUCUUAAAAAUACUAAAUAGAUAAAUAAUAGUUUCGCGAUGCAUAGCAUAAGCCGCUAUAAUAUAAUACUUUACAAUGUUUCACAAUGAACAUGCCUGUUGGUAUAUAGAGAUGAAAAUUAAAUACUUCUAGAUCUUUGGAAUUACUGUUCUGAUUCAUUGUUCGCGAACAGAAAUGUCUUUGAAUGAAGAUGUUGCAUACAUAUGCGAUUUUGUUAGUAUAUUCGUUUAGACUUAAAAUCUCAAGAAAAAGGAAUCAAAUAUGAAAAAAAUUAUCAGUGAGCGUAAUAAUCUUGUGAUUUACUAUAUAGUUUCUAUUAAUACUUCCAGAUGAAGUCUCUCCAUGACGUGAUUAUAUGACUUCUGUAUAUAAUAGAGCCGUUAUUUUAUAUAAAAUAUUAUUUCAGAAUUUAUUAUCGUAACACGAUACUUAAGAGCAAUAUUUAUCAGAUUGGUAAUUCAAUUUUUACCAUGUCAAUAUGAAACAUAUGAUCUCAUUUUAUUUACAAUUCGAGAUUACUUGAAAUUUGUGAUUGGAAAUCUUUUUCUGUUUUGCAAGCUUUCCUGACCCAACAUUAUAUUUUCGAUAUUACAAUUUAAUUGUAAAUUGCCAUUGUUUUUUAUUAUUAUUAUUAAAGCAAUUGUUUAAAUUUUAUUGCGUCUAGAUUGCAAUUCUCGAAAAAGUUUUCGAAAAGAAUAUAUAUACGAAGAUGUUAAGAAUAUCUGUCAAUAAUUAUAUAAUUAUACAUGUCGUAUAAUUAUAUAAUUAUACACGAUUACAUGUGCUACAUAAUAAAUCUGUGUAUAAUUCAUAGUAAUAAGAAGCAUAGACCGAAUCCCGUAUCAAAAGGAACAGAGUUAGCAGCAUAAUGUAACAGAAGGCAUCGCAGAAAUCUUACAUCUCGUAGUGUUUAUAGUUUAAGAUUAUACUCACAUUAUGCACAAACAACAUAAUAAUAAAGCAAACCGAUUGUUAUUCGUGAAA
Messenger RNA from Pogonomyrmex barbatus (red harvester ant), 2946 nucleotides. RefSeq lists its product as uncharacterized. NCBI's taxonomy places the organism in Eukaryota, Metazoa, Arthropoda, Insecta, Hymenoptera, Formicidae. Gene Ontology annotation, molecular function: phosphatase activity. The record is from RefSeq and is a predicted model, not a curated record.